Molecule: messenger RNA, 1905 nt
Organism: Schistosoma bovis
Lineage: Eukaryota; Metazoa; Platyhelminthes; Trematoda; Strigeidida; Schistosomatidae
Source: the annotation of a GenBank genome assembly
AUGGCAAGAAGAAGGAAGAAAAGUAGAAAAAGUACUGGUUCCUCCAGGAAAGAAGAACUGACUUCAAGUGUCGCUUCCAAUGUUUUGUAUGAUCCUGAAAUUUAUGAAGCGCAGAUUGGGAUACUGAAAAAGAAAAUUAGAGACUAUCAGUACGUGAUCGAUAAUUAUAAGGAUCUUAUUCUUCAAACAACGUCUAAAGUCCACAACAUUGAAUCAGAUGGCAAGGGACUUAUCACAUAUUUACAAAACUGCAUUCAAAAUAAAGAUAGGGAAAUCCUUGGUUUGAAACAAAAUCUCAGCACUUUACUUAAAAGGAUGAGUGAAAAGCAAAAAGAACACAACAAAAUUGUAGUCAGUCUGAGGCUUGAAAUCGAGGCUAUUGAAGAAAAGUUGAACUCAGAGAAAGCAGUUUUGACGGGAAAAGUUGAGUCUCUCGAAAAUUUUAGUGUUGAGCGAGCUCAACUGCAAUACAAGACAACAGAAAUACAAAAUUUAAUCGAAGAAACAUUGGAACUCAAUAAGUCCAUAUAUCAUGAAAAGGAUUUAGAACUAACUGUUUCUCAAGACCGAUUAUUCAAAGAGAUGUUAAGCAGGGUUUCACACUUGGCCGGCGAAUUUCGAAUCGGCACAGAGAAACGAGUUAAUAAAACAGAACGUCGAACAUUAGAAUACAAUUAUAAACUUAAUGACAAGUUGGCAAAUCUAAGCAACAAAAUAUCCCAUAUCAUGGGUAAACAUAAAUCUUAUAAACAAGCUACAAGACAAUUGAAGCAUGAUAUAAACGUACUACAGGAACUAAGAGAUCAAAUGCAUAAGAACUGGUCGAAUCAUAUCAAAUCUUUAAAAGGUUCAGUAUCCAAUUGUUUAGAAAAAGAACAGAAAUUAUCUUCAAUAAUGAAAUCAUUUACAAGUGACAAAACUAUCGACUCAAUGAACAAUGAUUUGUUUGACGAACAAAUAAAAUAUAUUAGUACGAAAGAAAUUCGACUAAAUGAUGAUUUACAAACAUUAAGAUCUAAGUACGAGCAUACAUUAUUUCAAUAUGAAGAAUACAUGGAUCUGAAGGAUAAAGAACUUUAUCGUUUGAAUCAAUUAAUUAAAGCUAGGAACAGUCUGUGUCAAUUAGUGUUUGAUUGCAAAACUGCAUUAUGGGAAGCCUAUGAAAUGUCAGAACCGGAAAAUGCUAUGAAACUGAAUUUAACUGAACGAAUUCAACGUCAUGAUCAUUUAUUGACUGCAUUCUUUAUCUUAAUUUAUACAUGUGAUCAGCUCAUUUCACGUAUUACCCCAUAUCAAAUCGGGGACUUUCGAUUAAGUCAAAUAACCAGAAGUAUACCCUCAGCAUCAAUAAAGCAGUCAUCACGUGGUAAUAAGGUUAUGUUUAGUAAUUCUCUGCAUACAUUUUCCGGUUCUUCAUUGGCUAAAAGUGACAACCAGACUAGGAAAUUUUCAUCAAAUAACAAUGAAUCUAGUGGAUCAUUGUUGGAUUCAUGUGGAAAAGAUUGUGAUUCAACAUCGAACUUCCCAUUAGCAUUAAAAUUUGGUUUAGAACCAAUAGACGAUGUAAAGCAAAAUAUUUCCACUACUAAUUUAAUUAAAGAAUUAUCAAAAUGUUCACGUCAAUCAUUAAGACGAACUAACACACCAGUUUUACAUUCAAUAGCUGUGCAAACUGAUUCAUUAUUCGCAAGUCAUAAACAACCAUCAAAUUUAUGCAAAAAGAGGAGUUUAAACAAAGCGUGUUUUGCAAGAAUUAGUCGUGGAAUUUUACAACUUCCACUGAUUAAUUCAACAAUUCUAGCACCAAAGGAAGAUUAUGAUGAAUUGUACAGAUUUAAUAUACAAUCAACUUAUAAACAAAAGUCACCUAUACUACCAAGUUUAUACAAAUUGGCUAGAAUGUAA